GUGCUCUACGCUGGAAUGUAUGAGAAACGGUUGUUGGCGCAUCUGUUCAAUCAGUCCAGGUGGGAUGCACACAAUCCAAUUGAAAGACCCACACCAAUCGAGGGGAAACCGGUCGAGGUAUUUCUGAAGUGUUAUCUCAACCAAAUUAUGGAUAUGGAUGAAAAAAACCAGGUCCUCUCGACCAUUAUUUGGCUUGAUUUGAACUGCACCCUCAAGCUGGGCACAUGGACAUAUCAGGGAAACAAAGUGGACCUGAAACUUCAGUGUGAUGAGGAGACCGAGGAAGAACAGGAUUGCAAUAUCAUGAACGAGGUGGAUUUGUCUACCUAUUUGGCUCACAGUGAAUGGGCACUUGAAAGUGCCACCGUUCGGCGGAAUGCGGAUACCUACGGUGGAGUCGAUCAGACCUAUAUUGACGUGACCAUCGAAGUGCAUAUGCAACGCCGUGCUCUCUACUACAUGUUCAACAUCAUUGUGCCCUGUAUGAUCAUGUCUGUGAUGGCGCUGCUUGUGUUCACAUUGCCACCGGAUGCGAAUGAAAAAAUCGUACUGGGUAAAUUACAGUCGNNAUACUGGCUAAAUCAUCCGGAUCAACAGAUGCUUGAUUCCCGUCAAAUAGAUCUGAUCAUUCCACACAAGGUAGCACCGAUUUGGUCAAACAUUAUCGAUCUGGACUCGGAAUUUCGUCCGACCCUAUUGGUGUCGGAGACACCGGUGAAACAGUCGCACCAACAGUCCCAUACAAAAGUCAAUCCGAAUCACAUUGAAUUGCGAGCAGUGAUCACACAGAAUAUGUACCCGCACGUGUCACCGCAACGGGGUUCCGGAAUAUCAAAACUCCCGGCAGGUGUGGCUGACCGAACCCGGUUGGAUGUAGUUCCAAAACAGCGAUUCGAAUACUCCUGUCUUGCAGAAAACAAAGAAUCCGGCUUGCAAAUACCUCCACGUAGCUAUACCCAAAUGAACAUGAUUAAUCAGGCCUCUUGGAGUUUGAGUAGCUCUCCGGAGAAAUUGCCCGGGAAUCCGAUACGGGCAUCCACAAAAUCACGUGGCCCUUUGGAUUCGAGUAACACGCAACAAAAUGUCCAGUCCCAUCUGAUCGAGCCCACACUACUACAAUCGUCACAACCCGCGACACAAACUGGGCCCAGACAGCCAUCUCAGUAUCCAUGGUGUGCGUACAACGCCCAGGAUGCGGACUGGCAGUUGCGUGAAUUCUUCGAAAAAGCUCGAAUUCUGAGAAAACUGAAAGAACUGACCCGUGAAUUGCGUUACAUCACCAGUCGUAUGCAUCGAGAGGACAAAGAGGCACGCACUUCUACCGAGUGGCAAUUGGCCUGUCGAGUGCUUGAUCGUUUGUGCCUCGUAAUUUUUGCCGCAUUGAAUCUGUUCACUUCAGUGGGCAUUCUGACCUCCGCACCGACCAUUAUCAAGGCAUUCACCUGUACUGGAGAGCCCUCGAAACCGAUGUGA
Molecule: messenger RNA, 1473 nt
Organism: Echinostoma caproni
Lineage: Eukaryota; Metazoa; Platyhelminthes; Trematoda; Plagiorchiida; Echinostomatidae
Source: the annotation of a GenBank genome assembly